Symphalangus syndactylus (siamang) is the source of this 1162-nucleotide messenger RNA. RefSeq names its product lon protease homolog 2, peroxisomal-like. Gene Ontology annotation, biological process: regulation of DNA-templated transcription; protein catabolic process. Gene Ontology annotation, molecular function: ATP binding; ATP-dependent peptidase activity; serine-type endopeptidase activity. The record is from RefSeq and is a predicted model, not a curated record. Lineage: Eukaryota; Metazoa; Chordata; Mammalia; Primates; Hylobatidae.
GCAGGCCGCGGGCAGCUGUGUGUCUGCCUCCUUUUGACAGCCGCCAGUGCGAACGGCUGCCAGCAUGUCAUCAGUGAGCCCCAUCCAGAUCCCCAGCCGCCUCCCGCUGCUGCUCAUCCACGAGGGCGUCCUGCUGCCCGGCUCCACCAUGCGCACCAGCGUGGACUCGGCCCGCAACCUGCAGCUGGUGCGGAGCCGCCUUCUGAAAGGCACGUCGCUGCAAAGCACCAUCCUGGGCGUCAUCCCCAACACGCCUGACCCCGCCAGCGACGCGCAGGACCUUCCGCCGCUGCACAGGCGCACCUAUGUUGGCAGCAUGCCUGGUCGCAUCAUCAACGGCUUGAAGACUGUGGGAGUGAACAACCCAGUGUUCCUAUUAGAUGAGGUUGACAAACUGGGAAAAAGUCUACAGGGUGAUCCAGCAGCAGCUCUGCUUGAGGUGUUGGAUCCUGAACAAAACCAUAACUUCACAGAUCAUUAUCUAAAUGUGGUCUUUGACUUUUCUCAAGUUCUGUUUAUAGCUACCGCCAACACCACUGCUACCAUUCCAGCUGCCUUGUUGGACAGAAUGGAGAUCAUUCAGGUUCCAGGGUAUACACAGGAGGAGAAGAUAGAGAUUGCCCAUAGGCACUUGAUCCCCCAGCAGCUGGAACAACAACAUGGGCUGGCUCCUCAGCAGAUUCAGAUACCCCAGGUCAUCACUCUUGACAUCAUCACCAGGUAUACCAGAGAGGCAGGGGUUCGUUCUCUGGAUAGAAAACUUGGGGCCAUUUGCCGAGCUGUGGCUGUGAAGGUGGCAGAAGGACAGCAUAAGGAAGCCAAGUUGGACUGUUCUGAUGUGACUGAGAGAGAAGACCGAAUCUCACUCUGUUGCCCAGGCUGGAAUAGUGUCAUCUUGGCUCACACAACCUCUGCCUUCCCGGUUCAGGGACUGUUGACAUUCAGGGAUGUGGCCGUAGAAUUCUCUUUGGAGGAGUGGGAACACCUGGAACCAGCUCAGAAGAAUUUGUUUCAGGAUGUGAUGUUAGAAAACUACAGAAACCUGGUCUCUCUGGGUCUUGUCUCUAAGCCAGACCUGAUCACCUUUUUGGAGCAAAGGAAAGAGCCUUGGAAUGUGAAGAGUGAGGAGACAGUAGCCAUCCAGCCAGGUAGGUGGGAGUGA